AUGCCCAGCAAAAAGGACCAUGGUGGAUCCGAUGAAGAGAAGGUCAGUCCGCUGUACAGCUUUAUUAACACGCUGCUGAGCCUGCUCGUCCAGGGAUACGGCAAUGAUGGAGAUACGCUGCCUUCUCUUACCUCCACCGUGAAGCAGGCCAAGAAGACAAUCGAAACAGAGGCAUCGAAAAUUCAAGGAGAGGCAUCGAAAGUUAAAGAGCGCCUU
Colletotrichum chrysophilum is the source of this 216-nucleotide messenger RNA. RefSeq lists its product as uncharacterized. NCBI's taxonomy places the organism in Eukaryota, Fungi, Ascomycota, Sordariomycetes, Glomerellales, Glomerellaceae. The record is from RefSeq and is a predicted model, not a curated record. The transcript has a single exon. The annotation marks the transcript as partial.